AUAAAAAUCACAAGCAUUUUACGUUCGUCAUGAUCCUACAUACCGUACUAGUACACACGUUCCAGUUUUCGUCCAAACUCACAAAAACGUCAACAUUUGUAUUUCGUUACGUAAACGGCUAAUUACACCACUCAUAUUUAACUAAAACCGAUACAGAUUUAUAUUCGCAAAAUAAUGGCAAACAAGGACCGAAACAAAACGAUUUUGCUGGAAUUGGGGAAACUGCCAGAAAACAAUCAAUGCGCAGACUGUGGCGCGCCGGAUCCUGACUGGGCGUCCUAUAAGCUGGGUUUAUUUGUGUGUCUGAACUGCUCUGGAGUGCACCGCAACCUGUCCAACAUCAGCCGCGUCAAAUCCAUACGGCUCGACUUCUGGGAUGACGAGCUAGUGAAGUUCAUGAAAACCAAUGGAAAUGCCAUAGGCAGAGCCAUCUAUGAGAAAGCAGUCCCGGCAUUCUACUACCGGCCCCAGCAAGAAGACUGUGCCGUCUUAAGGGAGCAGUGGAUAAGAGCAAAAUAUGAGAGGAUGGAAUUUACCGGCGAGACAAAGUAUCCUCCACUGGCCUACACGACAGGUUUCUAUGAAGGGAUGCUGUGGAAGAAGGGGAAGGGACAGUUUCAGAGAAGGAAGUUUGUUCUGUCUGAGAAGGAAUUCACCCUGGCUUACUACAACAAGGAGGAUCCGUCCAAAGCGCUCAUCUCCAUCAAAGACGUGAAUGUCACCUUUCAACCUGAGAAAAUUGGUCACGCCCAUGGUCUGCAAAUUACCUACCAGGAAGACAGCCACACCAGAAGUAUUUUUGUCUACCACGAAAGUGGAGAGGAGAUUGUCAACUGGUUCAAUGCCAUUCGAGCUGCUCGCUUUGCCUACCUGAAAACAGCAUACCCCACAGGAAGUGAUAAAGAAUUGAGGACUAGAAUUACCAGAAACUACCUCAAAGAAGGAUACAUGGAGAAGACAGGUCCUAUGCAAAAGGAGACGUUCAAAAAGAGAUGGUUCAUCUUGGACUCCCAAGACAGGAAGCUCCUUUACUUCAAAAGCCAGCUGGAUGCUGAGGAGCUGGGAGUUGUGUUCAUCGGCACAGAGACCAAUGGUUACUCAGUGAGUGAGUGCAUUCCCAAAAGGACCAGAGGCAACAGGUGGAGGUGUGGAGUCACAGUGAAGACGCCGGACCGCCAGUUUGUCUUCAUGUGUGAGCAGGAGAGGGAGCAGAGAGAGUGGGUGGAGGCCCUCAGACAGGUCAUCUCUAAACCCAUGCAGCCCCAGGACUACACCA
Molecule: messenger RNA, 1276 nt
Organism: Salvelinus fontinalis (brook trout)
Lineage: Eukaryota; Metazoa; Chordata; Actinopteri; Salmoniformes; Salmonidae
Gene: adap2
Product: ArfGAP with dual PH domains 2
Biological process (GO): positive regulation of GTPase activity
Cellular component (GO): plasma membrane; intracellular membrane-bounded organelle
Molecular function (GO): phosphatidylinositol bisphosphate binding; GTPase activator activity
Source: RefSeq, a predicted model, not a curated record